This is a messenger RNA of Endocarpon pusillum Z07020, 2334 nucleotides long. RefSeq lists its product as uncharacterized. The transcript is spliced from 2 exons. The record is from RefSeq and is a predicted model, not a curated record. NCBI's taxonomy places the organism in Eukaryota, Fungi, Ascomycota, Eurotiomycetes, Verrucariales, Verrucariaceae. Bases 1 to 2334 code for a protein of 777 amino acids.
AUGGUCGUGCCAUGCCUGAGCAGUGUCGCGUACGAUCAACUUGAUUUCAACACCUACCCCCGCCGCCGAGGUUGGGAUUGCGCACUUCUCGCCGCUGGCGACUUCUCUCAGAAGGAUGCUCGUGCGACUGAAGCCUUCAUCCAAGACUGGCUGUACUUCGGUGUAUUGUGGGAGACGCUUGGUGAAGCCGCUGUCAAAAGUGUCUACGUUGAACCCCAUCCGACGAGCGCUUAUGGGCGCAUCACGACUACCCUUCUCCGUGGGCAGCUUCUUCAUCGUCUCGCAUAUCUUGGUCAACUAUGCAGAGACGAUGCUGAGCGAGCGUGGAGCCUGAUUCGCAAGGCAGAUAAUUGCUUAGAGCGGCUGUCCGCCUUCUGCUGCCUGGCGGACUGUGAGGGCGGCGAGGAUCACGCUCGUGUAGUCUGGCCACUUUCACCUGAAGUCGACUUCUCGCUCAGAGCUUUAGGGCAGAGUCUAUCGUCGGCGUUUGCGGCUUGCUUAUUCUUGGCAGUCAGAAAAUACGAGGCGGUCGUCUUUAGAAAUCUACGGUUUCCCGGCGCAUGCUGGGUCGUUGCUCGAAUGGCUAGCAACAAUUGGUGCUCUAGCGAUAUCUCAAGAGUGGUGGAACAGUACUCGCCAUCCUCCUUGUACUACAUUAGCCUUAUGAGAAGGGCAGGCACCACUAGGGAUCAUAGCAGUUGUACGAAGCAGAAAUGCUUGGCUUUUCAGGUGGAUCCGUCAAGAUAUCGCACUAAGCACCUCGACGAGCAUUGCGCCUGCUCAUUUUUGGGCCCACAGAUUGCUGAAGUCGUUCGAAUCAUAAUGUCUGGCAAGAUCCCCCUCUUAUCAAUCAUUGUAGAUGAGCGAGCAGAUGCCGUGGUGGUAAGCGUUGAGCCUUAUAAAGCAGGCGUGGAAUACAUUGCCAUCUCCCACGUCUGGGCUGAUGGAUUAGGGAACACAGAUCGUAACACACUGCCCAGGUGUCAACUCCUGAGAAUGAGGCAGCUCUUGGACGAGUUACGCGACCAGGCAAGCUUAAACGUCUCCAUGCGCUUCUGGCUAGACACGCUCUGCGUCCCAGUCAGACAACAUCACGCAAACGCACGGGAUCGUGCAAUCUGCCAGAUGAAGGACGUGUAUAUGAAUGCUUACCAAGUCCUGGUGCUUGACACCGAGCUUCAGAGCGUUGACCCGCUCGACAUAUCCGAGGCAUUCAUGCGAAUUUCAUUAAGUGGAUGGAUGCGGCGACUCUGGACGUUACAUGAAGGUGUUCUCGGGAAUCGCCUGCAUAUCAAGUUCAGGAACGCCACGCUUAACCUCGAGAAAGGUUACAAGGAGCUGGGUUUCAAAUUCCAGCCUGAGCUUGCUCGUGAAUUCGAGAAUGUAUUCGGCACGCCAAUGGCAGAUGCCCGUCAGACUUUUUGGAGGAUGCGCUCAAUGAGAGAUGAGAUAUUUGUGGGACCGGAGAGAAAAAUGGUGGGCAUUUCGACCAAAACCACUGUUUAUAAGGAUGCAUAUCAACAAUUGGUUAAGGGGCGGUGCGUCCGCAUCAUGCUUGCUUUCGAUGCAUGUAGAUAUCGUACACCCAGCAGAACUGAGGACCUGUAUAUCUGUCUUGCAAACCUGCUUGGCUGGGAUACUUCGGAUCUCUGGUCUGAACCGGUGAACCGACGUAUGCGGCUACUUCUCGAACAGCAAGAAGUGCUUCCACAAGGUGUGCUGUUUGUUCCUGGGCCGCGAAUGCAUGAACGUGGCUGGGGAUGGGCGGUUACUGAAUUCGCCAAUGAAGCGCAGAGUCGGAUGAGAGCGCCGAUUACAGACUCCAGUCCCGCUCGCAGGGAUGCAUCUGGACUGACCGUCAGGUAUCCUGGACUGAUCCUUCCUGGGGCAAUUGUACCGGAUGGUCCACGAGAUAUUGUCAUCUCGAGCUCAACUGGACACAACUCGGAAUGUCUAACUUGGUGGAGAAUUACUCUUCUGGACCACCAAAAUCGUAUUGGGUCUACGGAUGUAGAUGUUCCGUCAAUCGACUCUGCCGAAACACCGCCUCCUGAUACGCCAAAGGACUCCAUGUGCGUGGUGUUCUUUCAACCACAGAUGCACGAAAUCCGAGUAAUUGUCAUGCCUGCAGCCCUGCUUGCCCUUGAAAAUUUUGACAGGCACAAAAUCAUCAAGACUGAAGAUCGUAUCCAUUGCAAAUUCCUGGACCUCGCAACGAUACAGAUGAUCAGCACGGACGACGCUCUAAGUGCGCUUUUGCGCCGAAGAGAUUUGCAACUCCUCCAUGUGAAAGAGCAAGCACGAUACGUAUCCUGUGCUUGGACUGUGCAGUGA